AUGUUCCAAUCGUUUACUGGGAAUUCUCGCCGGCCCAGGCAAGUGAACCUCUCCGGCCGCAACGUCAACCCGUUUGCUUCGUCUCCAGCAUCCGGCCGACAAACACCGCAUGGCUACGGCGCCCAGAAUACACUUGCUAUUGCGCAACAGGAGCGAUUAAUAAGACAACAGGAAAGAGACCGGCUCAACUCGGCUCGUCUUUUGCAGAGAACAUGGCGGGGCUAUCUGAGCAGAAGAGCAGCUCGCAACGCCUGGAGAAUGGACUGGGAUACGAACGAACAAACAAGAACUGGAACAAAAAUAAGUUUUGAGAAUGGUGAUGUCGAUCAAAUCCAAAAGGCGGCUGCGUACCCGUCCCUGGACCAGUGUCGGAUACAACUUAGACUUUUGUUGCAGUUCUUUGAAGCUUCCAACGAUAGCGACGCCUUACGCCUCCUUUAUCUCUCGAAUGCUCUCAGAAAAACGUUGGAGGAAGUGUCUACAAUGUCAGAUGAAGAAGGAUGGACAUCACUCCUUGCCCGCCUAGCGAAAAUAACGUUAAGGCUCACGCUGAAGUUGGCUUCUCCAACCAGGCAGUCAAGUCUACCCGGCGACUUGCUGUUGCGAUCACUCUGCUUCUUGAUCGAUCUCGUCCCGAGACAGAUGGCUAGACUUGCUGAAGAUUACUACACCGUGAUGACGACGUUGACCAUAGAUGUUCACACGCUGUCGAAGAAACUAGGAUUUUCAACCGAUCAACUGGUCACCACCACACUCGCCCUGUUACAGCCCAUUACGGCAGACACGUCGAACGCUUAUGAAUGGUUCGCUCGCAAGUACCUUACGAUACCUGAUCUCGGCAGUCAUCUUGACCAGCUAGAUAUGAUAGCAUCCAGGAUCAACUACAGACUUCUGGCUAAAUCGCUGGACUCUUAUGCACAAGGAACCACUGGGAGACAACUAAAUAAUGAGGAUUUAGAAUCUCGCUCGUGGCUCUUGGCGUAUUUCAUUUACUUCCGUCGGUCUGCAGUCAGCGGGAGCUCAGUGGAAGAAGCCCCAGAGCCUGAGUUUGUUAAAGUUGUCUCUAAUCUGCUGAACUCGGUCGCUUUGUUUUUGUCGAGGCGUCUUGAACCGGAAGACUCCCUCGACAAUGACGAAGCGCAACAGCCCCCACUACACCCCUUUAUCGAGGAGCAAAUCAGCAGUCUUGUGAACCAGAGUAGCAUCACCGGCUUACUGUACAAAGUUAGACCCAGUGAAGCACCAAAGGAUCUCAACGAGUCCUGUUCUUUCAUUUCAGAAGAUGCGAAAGCUUUGGCUUCGUACGCUUUGACGCUUCUGAGAGUUUUUCCUCGACGUGGAGACGAUAUUCGCAUGUGGCUUUACCUAGGAUCUACCACUUCUUUGAGCUCGUCUACAUCACAGCCGGGUGUUAGAUUGCCCGCGAUCAAAUACUUCUGGAGAUUGAGCAGCGCAACUGAUCUAUUUGCCAAGAUCAGCCGUGACUCGAACGGAGUCCUUCCUUUGCUACGUCCACCAUCCGGCGAUGCGACAAGCAAUAUACAGCGUGAACAGGACUGGACGAUCAUCCUAUUGUUUUUGGAAUUGUAUACCUUCUUGUUGAAGGUUAUGGAUGAUGAGGAGUUCUUUUCCAAUGAUUCAGUAUUAACGGGGGUCAACACAACAUCUUCCUGGACGCGGGAAAGCGCCUUGUCGUUAAAAGAUGUGAAAUUCUUGACGCUUUUUCUCAAAAAUCUUGGGUUUACAUUGUACUGGAACGCGGCUGAUCUCAACGAGACACAAGAUGUCGAAAGCACUGGUCCUAGUAUUAUGAAAUACUUUUCACCUUCCAGUAAUCAAAACGAGCCCUUGCCAAGUGUGCGUGAAUUGGAACAGAGGAAUAAGGAAAAGGGCUUACCUGGAGUCACUGGAAUUCCACUUGAUUACUUCAAGGGCUUAGUCACUGGGCUCUUGAGAAUGAUACACGAGCGAGAUUCUCGCCGCAAAUUUCUCCCGGAGGGCUACUGGCUAAUGACGUCGCGUUUCGAUAUGGAAGGAUUUAUCUCUGCAGUUGUUGCUGAAGAGGAAAACCGACACCAACUUCAAGAGGAUGAGGAGAAUGAGGAUAGUAAUUAUGUGGACGAAAUGCCAUCGCAAUCGCUCGGAUUGAUCGGUACAGGACGAGCCCAACAGGCACGACGAAUUGAAGCUUUCCGGCGUCAUCAACAACAAGCAGCUCGACGAAAACAACUGGAGGCACUUGCACCGAGACUUGAAAUUUUGAGAAAUAUGCCAUUCUUCAUUCCGUUUGCUACACGAGUCCAAAUCUUCCGUGAAUUUAUCUAUCGUGAUCAGAUGCGACGAAGACAAGGGUUCAUUGAUCCCGAUUCCUGGCGUAUGUCGGUCUCGGCUGCGUCUAUGGGUCGAUUGCUUGACGGCAAUGCCGCAGCAAGAGAUAUACUAAGUCGUCAUCAUGCGAGCAUUCAUCGUGAAAGUGUUUUCGAAGAUGCAUUUGAUCAAUUCUACGAGCUUGGGGAAGGCCUCAAAGAGCCAAUCCAGAUUAGCUUCAUCGACAAGUUUGGUACCACGGAGGCCGGAAUCGAUGGGGGUGGAGUGACCAAGGAGUUUCUGACAAGCAUUACGAACGAAGCAUUUAUGCCCUCAAACGGCCUUGAUCUGUUCGUUGAAAACGACCAGAAUCUACUUUACCCUAAUCCAACUGCGGUGGAGCAACGCAAGGAAAUCUUACGACAGAUAGGCUGCACAGAAGGCAGUCCUCAAUUUGUGGAUGGCGUGCGAGAUCUACUCAAGCGCUACGAAUUUCUCGGCCGCGUGGUUGGAAAGUGUCUCUACGAAGGCAUCCUUGUUGACGUUCACUUUGCAGGCUUCUUUCUUCUCAAAUGGGCCUUGACUGGCGGCUCGACAUCUGCUCGACGGGAAUCGGCGUAUAGGGCCAAUUUAAAUGAUCUCAGAGAUCUAGAUGAGGGGUUAUAUCAGGGAUUGCUUCAACUGAAGAAUUACCCUGGUGACGUUGAAGACUUCUCUUUGAAUUUCACGGUCACCGACACAAUUCCUAUUCCUGGUUCGAAACCUCGCAUCAUUACGAAAGACUUGAAGCCUGGAGGUGCCAACAUUGCCGUCACUAACCAGAAUCGACUUGUCUACAUAUCCUACAUUGCUCGCCAUAGGCUUCAGAACCAGCCCGCUCCACAGACAAACGCUUUCCUCAAAGGACUCGGUGAAAUAAUUCAGCCUUCGUGGCUAUCCAUGUUCAACCAGUCAGAACUACAGACACUUGUUGGUGGGGAUGCUGGUGAGAUCGAUGUCGCCGACCUCAGACGCAACACGCUGUACGGUGGUGUGUAUGUGAUUGGCGACGACAACCAAGAACAUCCCACCAUUCAGCUUUUCUGGCAAGUUAUGCAAGAACUGUCUAAUGAGGAGCGCCAGAAAGUGCUGAAAUUUGUGACUUCGACUCCACGCGCGCCUCUACUAGGAUUCAGCCAUUUGAAUCCUCGGUUCAGCAUCCGAGAUUCCAGCGACGACCAGGAUAGACUUCCAAGCACAAGCACCUGUGUGAAUUUGUUGAAGCUCCCCCGUUACUCCAAUGCCCAUACGCUGCGGCAGAAACUUCUUUAUGCCGUCAACUCUGGGGCUGGAUUUGACUUGAGUUGA
Messenger RNA from Talaromyces marneffei, 3654 nucleotides. RefSeq lists its product as uncharacterized. NCBI's taxonomy places the organism in Eukaryota, Fungi, Ascomycota, Eurotiomycetes, Eurotiales, Trichocomaceae. The record is from RefSeq and is a predicted model, not a curated record. Gene Ontology annotation, molecular function: protein binding; ubiquitin protein ligase activity. The transcript has 3 exons. The coding region runs from base 1 to 3654 and encodes 1217 amino acids. Gene Ontology annotation, biological process: ubiquitin-dependent protein catabolic process; protein polyubiquitination.